Molecule: messenger RNA, 674 nt
Organism: Zymoseptoria tritici IPO323
Lineage: Eukaryota; Fungi; Ascomycota; Dothideomycetes; Mycosphaerellales; Mycosphaerellaceae
Exons: 2
Coding region: 88-522 (144 amino acids)
Source: RefSeq, a predicted model, not a curated record
ACCAAAUCGAAACGAGAGUUCUUCACCAAAACCUCAAGCUCCCAAUCCAUCACCCACCUGAAACGAAACCCACACGAACCCUCAAACAUGUUUCUCUUACGUACCCCUCGAGCUCUCCCAAAACCAACUAGCUCCUUCCGCAGCAGCAGCAUCUCCAUCACCCGUGGCGGCGGCCCUGCAUUCAGCACCACUGCCCUCCGCUUCAAUAGCUCCGACUACGGGUCCGGCGACGCGAACCCCGAACACUCGCGCUCGCAAGAGACCAAAGACGCUGAGCACCCCGGUCCUGCACCUCCGUCGACAGGUGGUAGCAGCAGUGGUGGGAAGGAAGCCAGCUCACGCGGGCAGGCGGAGAAGAGCAGUGGAGGCGAGAAGAGUGAAGAUAAGCCCCAACCGAAGAUUCUCAACGCGAGUCAUCCGAAAGAGGGAGAGGAGAGCGAGGAUGUGAAGAAGCAUAACGAGGAUAUGAAGCAGAAUCGGGAGAAUCAGGGGGCGAAGAAGCCGAGUAAGGAGGGCCAUUAGAUGGGAGACGGUGGAGCAGACAGAAAGUCGGUCGCAGGAGACACAGAACCAAUGCUCGCGGUCAUCGUCAUAACAGGUAGUAAUCUGCAAAGCCGAGCGGCUGGAUCAUGGGUACGAAUGCAGAAUGACGCGGAGAGGACUAAGCCACGCGG